Molecule: messenger RNA, 549 nt
Organism: Juglans regia (Persian walnut)
Lineage: Eukaryota; Viridiplantae; Streptophyta; Magnoliopsida; Fagales; Juglandaceae
Product: LOB domain-containing protein 12-like
Exons: 2
Coding region: 43-549 (168 amino acids)
Source: RefSeq, a predicted model, not a curated record
CUUUUACCAGCUAGAGCCCUCAACAGCUAUUCAGAAACAACAAUGGGCGGAAAUUCCCCAUGCGCUUCCUGCAAGUUGCUAAGGCGCCGGUGUGCCAAAGACUGCGUUUUCGCUCCUUACUUCCCCCCCGAUGACCCCCACAAGUUUGCCAUUGUUCACAAGGUCUUCGGUGCUAGCAACGUUAGCAAAAUGUUGCAGGAGCUUCCGGUUCAACAGAGAGCGGACGCUGUGAGCAGUCUAGUUUACGAGGCAAACGCAAGAGUGAGAGACCCUGUUUAUGGGUGUGUUGGAGCGAUAUCUUACCUGCAAAACCAGGUCACUCAGCUUCAAAUGCAGCUAGCAGUGGCUCAAGCAGAGAUACUAUGUAGCCAGAUGCAGCAAGGACCAGUGAUGCCAACCCAGCAGAUAAACGAAGAUGAUCAUGAGAAAUCAUAUUUUCUCCACGACAACCUGAUCCCACAGUACAUUAAUUUUGACUCAUCUAGCAGUACUGUAAUUCAUGACUCUUUCAAAAGAGAGAGCAUAUUUCGACAUGACAUGGUUUCUUAA